UAAAAACAUACUGUUAUAACGCCAUUAUCCUAUCCUUUCUUGCCUCUCGUCUCCUCCCAUUCCGCCAUGGAAGCCAUCUACUUCUCGGCCCCGCCUUCCCGCCAUCUCUCCGUCGGUUCGCCGUCUCUCCAGUUCGCAAGAGCCUUUUGCAGCUCAAUUAGAGGGGCUGGAACUGGAAGGCAGAGCCUUCAUUCCAAUAGUUCCUGGACCGGCUCGGCCCUCUACACCGGAUCUUCCGGCAGAACCCUGUUCGUUAGGGAAGUUUGGAGCUGGAUUCAUUCGAAAUCUGAGCGUGUUCGUAGAGGGAGAUGUUGUAUAGUAAGGGCGGAGAUGUUUGGUCAAUUGACUACUGGUCUAGAAACAGCGUGGAACAAGCUCAGAGGCGUAGAUGUUUUGUCCAAGGAGAACAUUGCAGAACCAAUGAGGGAUAUUAGGCGAGCUCUCCUGGAAGCAGAUGUAAGCUUGCCCGUGGUGAGAAGGUUUGUGCAGUCUGUUAGUGAUCAGGCUGUUGGUGCAGGUGUGAUACGAGGUGUGAGACCUGACCAACAGUUAGUAAAGAUUGUGCAUGAUGACCUUGUGAAGUUGAUGGGUGGAGAAGUUUCAGAAUUGGUAUUUGCAAAGUCUGGUCCGACAGUAAUUUUACUAGCUGGUCUUCAAGGUGUCGGAAAGACAACUGUUUGCGCUAAGCUUGCCUUCUACUUAAAGAAAUUGGGUAAGAGUUGCAUGUUGGUGGCUGCUGAUGUGUAUAGGCCUGCAGCUAUAGACCAACUCAAGAUUUUGGGCGAGAAGAUAGAUGUCCCUGUUUAUGCAGAAGGUGUGGAUGUAAAACCAGCAGAAAUAGCUAAGCAUGGUCUUGAGGAGGCCAAGAAGAAGUCAAUUAAUGUUGUUAUAGUUGAUACUGCUGGAAGAUUACAGAUUGAUAAAUCGAUGAUGGAUGAGCUGAAGGAAGUAAAGCAGGCACUGAAUCCUACUGAAGUUCUGCUGGUGGUUGAUGCAAUGACUGGCCAAGAAGCUGCAGCCUUGGUUACUACAUUCAAUAUCGAGAUUGGUAUUACUGGUGCCAUACUAACUAAGCUGGAUGGUGAUUCUAGAGGUGGAGCAGCUUUGAGUGUUAAAGAGGUAUCAGGAAAACCUAUAAAGCUAGUAGGAAGAGGCGAGCGGAUGGAAGAUCUAGAGCCGUUCUACCCUGACCGCAUGGCAGGUCGCGUAUUAGGGAUGGGUGAUGUUCUUUCAUUUGUUGAGAAAGCACAAGAAGUUAUGCGGCAAGAAGAUGCUGAGGAGUUACAGAAAAAGAUCAUGAGUGCAAAAUUUGACUUCAAUGACUUUUUAAAGCAAACACGUGCUGUUGCACAAAUGGGUUCAGUGAGCCGGGUAAUUGGUAUGAUUCCAGGGAUGGGCAAGGUGACUCCAGCACAAAUUCGUGAAGCAGAGAAAAACUUGAAUAUCAUGGAAGCGAUGAUUAAUGUGAUGACCCCAGAGGAACGAGAACAGCCCGAGCUACUAGCUGAGUCAGCUGCUAGGAGGAAGAGAAUUGCUACAGAGUCUGGAAAGACAGAACAACAGGUUAGUCAACUUGUUGCUCAGUUAUUCCAAAUGCGUGUUCGCAUGAAGAAUCUAUUGGGUGUGAUGCAAGGAGGAUCGAUCCCGGCAUUGAGCAACCUAGAGGAGUCUUUGAAAGCCGAGCAAAAGGCACCUCCUGGAACAGCACGAAGGAAAAGAAGACAGUUUGCAGAUUCAGCGUCGGCAAGGCCUACUCCUCGUGGAUUUGGAAGCAAGAACUAAGAUCAUAUUUGGAACUUUUUGUAGCUGCAUAAUGAUCUGUAGUAUCUUUUGUUCCUAGAGAGUCAAAUUUUAGAAUGUCUUCCGGACUUGAUUUUAUUGCUAUUAUUCUGGUGACUGGUGAAGGUACUUGUUUAACCACUGCAACUUGAUCUAAAUUCAUUCUACAAUACCUCUAAAA
Messenger RNA from Zingiber officinale, 1960 nucleotides. Its product is annotated as signal recognition particle 54 kDa protein, chloroplastic-like. NCBI's taxonomy places the organism in Eukaryota, Viridiplantae, Streptophyta, Magnoliopsida, Zingiberales, Zingiberaceae. The transcript is spliced from 15 exons. Gene Ontology annotation, cellular component: signal recognition particle. Bases 67 to 1782 code for a protein of 571 amino acids. Gene Ontology annotation, molecular function: ATP hydrolysis activity; GTPase activity; GTP binding. The record is from RefSeq and is a predicted model, not a curated record. Gene Ontology annotation, biological process: SRP-dependent cotranslational protein targeting to membrane.